Amoebophrya sp. A25 is the source of this 2606-nucleotide messenger RNA. The record is from the annotation of a GenBank genome assembly. NCBI's taxonomy places the organism in Eukaryota, Dinophyceae, Syndiniales, Amoebophryaceae.
GAAAUCGUUAUGCAAUCUUUGCAUUCUAUUGCUUCGUAGAGCGCUUUUAGAUGCUCGAAUACAGUGGGAAUUAUCCUUUUAUUUGAAAUUAGUGCUCGAUUGGGAUUUUUUACCACUACAUCGACGCGCAGGUUGAGAUUGAACUAGAAAAUUUUCGCAUUUUCAAGAGCAAUUUUAAACAACAUCGUUGACUAAUAAAGUGCUGAAGAAAUACAACAAGUCGCAACAACGCAUUUUCCAGAAACCACUUAAGUUUUAUCAUCACAUUAACGAAUCACUUUUUCUUUCUCGACCUAAAAAAACGAACAAGAUGUCGGCUGAUAACGCUGGUGCUGAGAAGGCCUCCAAGGCUUACCCGUUGGCGUCGCAUGCCCUGUCGACCACUAUCCUGGAUUUGGUGCAGCAAGCAGCCAACUACAAGCAGCUCAAGAAGGGUACAACUAUCCAUCAGUUUUGACACUUUUUUUUGAUGUUUAGCCUAGACAAUCGCUAUAGUAUGGUGCGAUCGCGGAUAUCGUACUAAUCAUUGCAUCGAAGCUUCACGCGUGGUUUAGGUUUGAGUAAGCAGAAAAAGCGAUAAAGAGUCUUAUAUGUUGCAGGAAAUAUGAAAUGGAAAAGCCUAGAGUUCGUCCUUCGUAUGUGGAAGUCCGACAUUGAAUGUUUGUGCACGACCUGUGCCCAUCAUGUAGCUAUCUUACAUUUUGACUUUCGUGCACGACAUCUGCCCAUCAUGUAGCUAUCUUACGUUUCUAAGACCGCAGCACUAUUGUUUUCGACUAGAAGUUGUUUUAAUAUUCUUUUGCAGGUGCAAACGAAGCGACAAAGACUUUGAACCGCGGCACUGCUGAGGUUAUUGUUUUGGCGGCAGACACCGAACCCCUGGAAAUUCUGUUGCACUUGCCAUUGGUGUGCGAGGACAAGAAUGUCCCAUACGUUUUCGUCAAGAGCCGCACUGCUUUGGGUGCCAAUUUUUAUUUUCAACUUUUUUCUCUCGUUCUUCUAUUCUUUUUUGAUGGUGACCCAGUCGCGUGUAAUUCUAGGAGCUCUAGUAAUAAACCUUUGUGACUGGCGCGCAUGUUAUUUUUAUGCAGGUGUGCUAACAUUUCUUCUUCAGCUAAGAUCGCAAUAAGACAAUCUAAUCUUCAUCGCUUUCGGACCUCCACUAUCACUCAUGAAAAUCAAAUUUUACAGGUCGUGCCUGCGGUGUAAGCCGCGCGGUGAUUGCUUGCAGUAUCACGGCUAAGGAAGGUUCGCAGCUGAACGCGCAAAUCCAGGAUCUAAAGGAUCAGGUUGAGCAAAUCCUGAUCUAAGGACUGCGGAUUCUGAGUGGAGAGACGGACGAGUAGUGUAGAAGAUCAAGUCGUUACUUCGAAGAAGCAAGAACCAUUGAGGAGGACGCACGCCAUGAGGAGGAGCACAUCGGCGAAGAACGACAGACUAAUGACAUCACCAAAUGACAUCAGCAAAACUAAUGACAACACGAAGAAUAUCAAUGAAAACGAACGUGGAGAAAAAUAAUGCAAUACUUUUUAGAACUCGACCAAAAGCGGCCUUCGUGGGGAGAAUAAGAAGCCAAAUGCAACAUGAAGUACAUUGAAAAAGACUUACUAGAAUGAUCACACGACGCAGCUCGAACAUUAGAAAAUGGGACAACGAUUUAUCAACGAACGUCAUCGCAGAUCAAUUGAAAUAAGAGAACAUCUUCGCAGAGCCUCCUGGUUUGAAAGGAAGCGGAAGGGGAUACUCCAACGUUGAAGGUGCAGAGCGUAAAGGCCUCAGAGGAUCGGACGAGAAGAUAUUAGAGGAAAAAACGUGCGGCAUCUGCACUGAAGGGAGCAAAGGAGGAGUUGAUUCUGCUAAUGAGGUUCAGACUUGUUGUUUAUUCAUAGACUAAAUUGCACUUUACACCAGAUGCUAAGAACUUCUACAUGGAUUGGGGAGAACAUGGUAGCAACGUCUUCACGAUGUUGUUAUUUAUGGAAAACUUUCUACCUUGAACUUUCCGCUAGUGUAGGUGAAAAGUCCCACAAGAUUUGUGAGCGGGACCUGCACUAGAUCUGUGAGUUGGCUUAGGGUUAUUUGUUGUAGAAGUAUCUUUCAUCUCCGUAAAAAAGAUGUCGAGAAGGACGCAUCCACAAGAUUGAGGCAAUGAAGCGAGCUGUACAGAAAUGUCCAGACUAAAACUAAGCCCCUUGUUGGGUACAUCAUCAUAGCAAUACAGCUCGAUAAAACUUACUUGCAGAUCUUUUCAAGCCGGACGUGGUGCUUCAGAUCAAUCUCUGGUUAGAGUGAACACCUUCGAAGGCUUCUGGUCGUGAAGAGAUGGUACUUCUUCUUCUGAGAAGCACCAGAUCCAAGAACCUGUUGACUGGGAGGCCCUCUUUUUUGGAAUAGAUCUCUGUUCUGCGAUUGAUUUCCCGAGGAUUUCUGGACGUCACGGAAGGCUCUUUGUGAAUGCUACAUGCAACAACAAAGCGACAACAAGGUCAAGAAGAUGCCUAUAUUAAGAUUAUUUAUUUUGUUGUACUCAUCGAAGAUGCAUGAGCAAUUGCAUGGCGGGCUUUCUCAAAAAGGAAUGACUUUAUCUCGUCAAAGAGUUUUUCUAU